GGUUCUGAGCAGGAAGUCGCCCGCCCUCGCCCGGGGCAGCCGAGCAGCCCCGCGCUCGCCCGGGCGCCGUCGGUGAGCCCGCGGCCGGUCGGACAGUCCACCCUGCGCUCGCCCCGCGCUGCCAGAGCGGCCGGGCGGAGAUCAAUGCGGCUUUGUCUGGGACGCCCACACCCCAGAGGCCGCUCCCGGUCUGCAAAUUGGAGCACGGCGGCGCGGGGCGCGAGCGCGGGUGAGAUAAGCGGCCAUGUGAUCCUACCUGGGCGCGGGGGAGGGGCGUGCAGGUGAGACGCGGCGGCGGGCGCCCAGCACCCGGCACCCAACACCCAGCACCCGGCACCACGCGCGGCGGCCGCGGGGCUCCAGCAGCAUGUCUGUCAGCAGAAAGGACUGGUCCGCGCUGUCCAGCCUGGCCAGGCAGCGGACUCUGGAGGAUGAAGAAGAGCAGGAGCGUGAACGCAGGCGCCGGCAUCGCAACCUGAGUUCUACCACAGACGAUGAGUCUCCCAGACUCACCCAGAACGGAGACCGUCAGGCCACUGAGAGGCUACCCAGCGUAGAGGAAGCAGAGGUACCCAAGCUACCACCCCCAGCCUCCAAAGAUGAAGAUGAGGACAUCCAAAGCAUCCUCAGGACUCGGCAGGAGCGGAGGCAGAGGCGGCAGGCAGUGGAGGCUGCACAGACCCCCAUCCAGGAGCGGAUAGAGGCUGAGGAGGGAAGAGAUGGUCUGGGCCCGGGGCAGGCCGUAAAGCAGCCCCUAGUGCCCAAGAAGGAACCAGAAGCCCCACCCCGCAGGAGACUGAGCCGGGAGCAGCGAGGACCCUGGGCCCGGGAGGAGGAACCAGGAGCAGGCAAGAAGGGGAUUCCAGAGGAGACUUCAGUCUCUGAGAAAUCUCCUGUGGCAGAGAAGACAGCAGCGCCUAGCAAGGAAACCUGCACCUCCGAGAAGGGACCAGCCCCAGAGAAAACAUCUUCAUUUGAGAAGACAGUGCCGAGGAAGCGAGGCAGCUCAGAGAGGAAGCCUGUUCCAGAAAACACAGGUGUCUCAGACAAGUCCCCCGCCCCUGAGAAAACAUCUGUGUCUGAGAAGACAACAGCAUCGGAGAAAAGAUCCAUCUUGGAGAAAACGUCGAUUCUAGACAAAGCAAGUGUCUCUGAGAAGAUGCCCGAGAGGAGAUUGGUGUCUGAGAAAGCAUCCAUCUUUGAAAAGUCACCGGUCUCAGAGACGAAGCCGGCCCCAAGGAAGGCAACAGCCUCAGAGCCACCCCAGGCCUCUGGGGAAAGCCAGGCCAAAACGAAGGAGCAGAGGGGAAGAACCCUCCCGGGCAAGAACCCACCUUCCCCACCAGACCCUCCGACAGUGGCUUCUCGUCUUAAGCCCAUCACGCUCCAGGUGAAAAUCCCCAGCAAGGAGGAAGAAGCAGACGCAUCCUCACCCACCCAGAUCACCUACAGCAGCUCCCUCAAACGCUCCAGCCCCAGGACCAUCUCCUUUCGGAUGAGCCCUAGGAAAGACAACUCGGAAACAGCCUUAACCCGCAGUGCCAGCGUGAGGCUGACCACCAGCUCGGUCAAGCUAGGAGAGAAGCUGGAGCGAUACCACACAGCCAUACAGAGAUCAGAAUCGGUCAGGUCUCAAGGCUCCUCCCGCACUGAGUUCUUUGUGGCUCCUGUGGGUGUGGCCAGCAAGCGCCACCUCUUUGAGAAGGAACUGGCUGGCCAGAGUCGCGCAGAACCAACCUCCAGCCAGAAGGACAACUUGAGAUUGUCAGGGGUUGUGACAUCCAGGCUCAACCUGUGGAUCAGUAAGACUCAGGAGUCUGGAGAUCAAGACCCCCAGGAAGCACGGAGGGAGUUGGCGGCUACCAAGAGGACUCAGUGGACAAAGAAAUCCGAUGCCUCCCUGGAUGUUGAGGUGUGACGAGCCCCGCCAAGACAGACCUGCAAGUCUGCGUCUCAGGGGCCCUUCCUUGCGGCAGGCCCGCCUCUGCAGCAGUGUCGCUCACUGCCUCCACUCCCUUCCUGCCUCUGGACCUGUCUGGCCAGGGCCCCUGGGGGCCAGAAAUAUCAGCAGCACUCAGCUAGCUCCUUCCCAGUCCAGCCUCUGGGAUCAGCUGUGCCAUGGCACCUUCUUGUCCUGCUGUGGGUACAGCAGAUCCUGGGACCCAGCUGCAGCCCAGGACACAGCACUGUGCAUGUGGACACUGUGGAGCCUCACCGUCCUACCCAGAGAGAGAUGUCCUCUCCCUGCUGCUCACUUCCAGGCAGGACAGGGCUGUCUCUCAAUAUCUCCAGGGUCACCUGCCUCAUUUGCUCCCAAUGAGUGCCUCCAUGUGCCUAUGAUGUCUCCCACGCUGAGGCCUAGACCUCCCACCCUCACCCCAGGGCCUCUCCCAGCCUGCUGAGAGCAGGCCAGACUGUGAAGGAGAAGGCAUAUACCGUCCAUGUACCCCACCCGCCUGCCCUUUCUCCCUUCCCUUCCCUGGCCUGCUGCCUGGCCAGGAGCUCAGUGGCUUUUUGUGCAACUGCUUGUCUUACCCUCUCUCAGAAAAAAAAAAAAAUUUUUGUUCUCAGGAAA
Messenger RNA from Sciurus carolinensis (gray squirrel), 2575 nucleotides. RefSeq names its product ladinin 1 (gene Lad1). The transcript has 10 exons. Bases 368 to 1918 code for a protein of 516 amino acids. Gene Ontology annotation, molecular function: structural molecule activity. The record is from RefSeq and is a predicted model, not a curated record. Lineage: Eukaryota; Metazoa; Chordata; Mammalia; Rodentia; Sciuridae.